AUGGUUGUGAUUGACCCAAAGUUUAAGAAUGUGGGCAGGAAACGAGGGAUCGAGAUCUGGAGGAUCAAGGUGCGGUUUUCAUGAUUUUUAGGAUUUUUUGUAUUAGGUUUUUCACGUAGUUCUGUGCCCCUCUCAAAGCAAGUUUUCAGGGUUAAAGGCACAGAAUUAUUUGAUCAACCUGCUAUAAAAAAUUAUUUUUUUAAAUAAAAAUAUAAUCCAACUUCUCAGAACUUUGACCUUGAAGUAGUGCCCAAAGAGCAGUUCGGCAACUUUUACAGUGGAGACUCUUAUAUUAUUCUUAAUGUAAGUUUAUUUACCUUAUUUGAAGUUAAAAAAGCUUUAAAACUGUAAGAAGACAUUAAAAUAAAGGAUUAUAUUGUGAUUGCCGCACCUAUUGCUUUACAGACAAAAAACAAUGACAACUGGGAUGUACACUUUUGGUUGGGCCGGGACACAAGCCAAGACGAGGCUGGCACAGCGGCUAUUAAAACUGUGGAGUUGGAUGACUCUUUGGGUGGAUUGCCAGUUCAAUAUCGUGAAGUUCAAGAUCACGAAAGUGCAGUAUUUUUGUCCUACUUCAAAGAUGGAAUCAAGUAAGACCAUACUGUAAAAAUGAUAAACCGAGAUCUUUGAAUUUACAGCGACCUUGAUAUUAUACAUUUAGUAACUGAAUAAUAACAGUUUGUCUUCAAACCCAGCUUUCCUUAACACAACCCAUCACAAUUUCUAUCUUAAGCCAACUCUUUAAACGGCCAAACCUUUCAGGUACAUGCAAGGAGGUCACUCGAGUGGCUUCAACCACGUCGUGGACCCCUACUCCAACUACAAACCCAAACUAUUCCAAUGCAAAGGCAAGCGCAAUGUCAGAUGCACCCAAGUGGACUGCAAACUGGACUCUCUUAACCUGGGCGACGUUUUCCUGCUCGACCUUGGCCUAAACAUUUACGUUUGGAUGCCGCCAGAAGCCGGUCGUCUGGAGCGCGUCAAAGGUGUGAACCAAGCCAAGAGUAUUCGAGAUCAAGAGCGUGCUGGGCGCCCCAAGAUCCACGUGCUAGACCAGGAUUGGAAAGAGAACGCGACCUUUUGGAAACACUUUGGUGGUGCUCAAAACGCAAGCAGAGUGAAGAGUGCCAAGGCCGGUGGGGUGGAUGAGAACUACUGGAGGGAAAAGGGAACCGCCGUCACAUUGUGGAAGGUUUCUGAUGCCAGUGGUACCCUGAAGGUCAGUCGUGUUGCUCAAGGAAGCUUAAACAUCAAGGACUUGAACACUAAUGUAUGUUUAAUUGGCUCACAGUAAUUUUACUACCAAUCACAAAAAUGGUACGGUUUUUAAAACUGUGGUAGUAGUAUGGUACUGUAAGGAAAAAAAAGAAAGGCAAGGUAAACUACACAUUAUAGCAAUGCUCAAAAGGAGUAAAUACUCGAUUGCCCAUAUACUAGUACUAUUAUUUAUGGUACCUCUUAGUACGUAUUCUUGUUUUAGGACGCAUUCAUUUUGGAUGCUGACCAAGGUGGUGUGUUUGUAUGGAUCGGAAAAGAAUGUAAUAAAGAAGAAAGAUCAAAGGCCCAGCAAUGGGGUCAAGAGUAUCUGAAGCAGCACGUAAGUGUCAUUAAUAAAACGGCAGUUAAUCCUUCAAAACAAACUGUUUUCCAAGCAAACUCUUUGCAAUAAAUCAGUUUUAUCGCUCCAUUGUGUAAGAAAAACAAAAAAAGUUUUUGAGGUAAACAAAAGCAGUAAAAUACAUUAAAAAGUUGAAGACUAAACCUUUGAGUCCUUAAAAUUAAGCUGUAUAGAACUAUAAUUGAUGGCUAUACAAAAGGCAACAAAGAUCAUCUUUAAUCAAUAUAAUAAUAUUUUCAAAAACAAAUAUGACCUUCCAUUUCAGAAAAGAAACAAGUACACCCAAGUAAUCCGUGUCCUAGAAGGUGCAGAGCCCCAGAUCUUCACUCAAUGGUUCGCCAACUGGAGCGACACCAAGAAGGCGCAGGACUACAAGCCCAAGCUCUACAACGUGUCAAAUGAGACUGGCAAGCUUGUGAUCGAUGAAGUCGCCAACUUUACCCAAGAAGACCUGGACACAGACGAUGUUAUGAUUCUGGACGCUCUGAACACCAUCUACGUGUGGAUUGGCGACGGUGCCAACAAACAAGAGCGGGAAGCGGCUAGCCAAACGGCCAAGAAAUACUUGGAAACGGACAAAGUGCCUCGUCACAAGACAGCUCAAAUCGACAUUCUGAAUCAGGGAAAGGAGAAUCCCGGAUUCAAGAAACUGUUUGCGUCGUGGGACGACAAGAUUUGGGCCAAGGCAAGUUUGUUGCUCACGUGUGGUAUAAUGAUUACUUUUGCCAGUUAUAAAGUAACUAAUAUACCAGAAUCAGUUGUGUUAAGUUGAUUUUACUAUUGUAUUAACGCAAUGAUAAUAUAAUUUUAAAUGUUUUAGAAAGAAAAAGACUACAAAAAUCUCCGUGAAUUACUCUUCCAAAGCUCCGGACCUCAAAAGGUUAUGUCAUUUGCUCACUGA
This is a messenger RNA of Bursaphelenchus okinawaensis, 2522 nucleotides long. NCBI's taxonomy places the organism in Eukaryota, Metazoa, Nematoda, Chromadorea, Rhabditida, Aphelenchoididae. The record is from the annotation of a GenBank genome assembly.